Empidonax traillii (willow flycatcher) is the source of this 3028-nucleotide messenger RNA. RefSeq names its product putative P2Y purinoceptor 10. NCBI's taxonomy places the organism in Eukaryota, Metazoa, Chordata, Aves, Passeriformes, Tyrannidae. The transcript has a single exon. Gene Ontology annotation, molecular function: G protein-coupled receptor activity. Gene Ontology annotation, cellular component: membrane. Gene Ontology annotation, biological process: phospholipase C-activating G protein-coupled receptor signaling pathway; positive regulation of Rho protein signal transduction. The record is from RefSeq and is a predicted model, not a curated record. The coding region runs from base 1 to 1023 and encodes 340 amino acids.
AUGACCCACCUGCCCUCCACCACCACAGACACUUCCAGCAGCCCAGUCAUGACCCAGGACAACCAGUUCUGCUCCAGUGACAACAUCACGUUCAAGUCCACCCUGUAUGCCACCACCUACACCCUCAUCUUCAUCCCUGGCCUCCUGGCCAACAGCGCUGCCCUGUGGGUCCUGUGCCGCUUCAUCGGCAGGAGGAGCAAAGCCAUCAUCUUCAUGAUCAACCUGGCCGUGGCCGACCUGGCCCACGUGCUCUCGCUGCCCCUGAGAAUCUACUACUACAUCAACCACACCUGGCCCUUCGGGAGCCCCCUCUGCCUGCUCUGCUUCUACCUGAAGUACCUCAACAUGUACGCCAGCAUCUGCUUCCUCACCUGCAUCAGCAUCCAGCGCUACCUGUUCCUGCUGCACCCCUUCAAGGCCAAGGGCUGGAAGCGGCGCUACGACGUGGCCAUCAGCGCCCUGGUGUGGCUCGUGGUGGGGGUGGCCUGCCUGCCCUUCCCCCUCAUGAGGGUCAACCACCUGGCCAACAACAGCCACACCUGCUUCGCUGACCUGCCAGUGCAGCACAUCGAAAGCAGCGUGGCCACGGUGCUGAUGAUGGGCGUGGCCGAGCUCCUGGGGUUCGUGGGGCCGCUCGCCAUCAUCGUGUUCUGCACCUGGAAAACAAGGGAAUCUCUCCGGGACUUCCACAUCCCGCAGGAGAGCGGCGGCGAGAGGUGCAAGGCCCAGAGGAUGGUCUCCAUGUGCGCCGUGGUGUUCUGCGUGUGCUUUGCCCCCUACCACAUCAACUUCUUCUUCUACAUGCUGGUGAAAGAGGGGGUCAUUACCGACUGCCUCCUAAAAACCAUCACGCUCUACACACAACCCUUCUGCUUAAGCCUCGCCAGUCUGGACUGCUGCCUGGAUCCCAUCAUCUAUUUCUUCAUGACCUCAGAGUUCCAGGACCAGAUUUCCAGGCACAGCAGCAUGGCCAUCAGGAGCCGGCUCAUGAGCAAGGAGAGCGCCUCGUCGGUUAAGGAGUGACGAGAGAGCCAGCUGAAAAAAAGCUAAGCUAUUUCACAGGGAAUCUGGGACUCUUCUGGGAUGCUCAAUUACCAACUCUAUCAUGGAAGAUCCUGCAAGUUCAGGGGAGUUUUGUGGCAGUGAAAAUCUCUGAGACAUAGAAGAUAAAACUCUGUCUAAGACUGGUGUGUAGGAAUCUGAUGAGCCACCCAGCUGGUUGACCCUCCCCACCGCUGGGCCAGCCACGCCUGACCUGGCUGGACUAGAAAACACACAGGAGGGAGAGACAAAGCUUUUGCUAGGAAGUGAUGGAAAAUUCCCAGGGGUUUUUCUUCUCUUUUCUCAGCUCCAUGGCUCUAGGAUAAAGCCAAAGACAAUCCCACAUCCAUGCACUGACAUCUGCUGAAGUGUCUUCUCUGGGAAAACCACACAAGAACAUAAAAAUAAUCAUAAAAGACAGUCAGGGCUGUGGACAGGUGAAGGUGUGAACUGGCUCCAGCCCACUCCUGGCUCUGUGUGCACCCCACUGCUCAGCACCUCUGCUUCACCCUUCCCACAUUCACCUUCCCACUCCCCUCUGCCAUUUCCUCCUCACCCACCUCUGUUUGCUCCUUAAUUGCUGACACAUCCUAUAACUUGCACCUACAGCUAGUGCAAGACCCCCUGCAAGACAAUCUCCUCCAGCACUCCAGAGAGUGGCACCUUCUCUUGCUCCAAGUGACUUUCUUCUCCUCCAAGGUGCCCCUGUUGGCAGGGGGGGGCAUCAGGACCUGUCCUUCACCUCUGGACCCCGAGCGACAGGACCACAGUUGUCCUGGCAUUCGUGCAGGUGGAUUUAUCGAUGGUGGUGGUACCACUCAGGUCCUCACUCUCUUGUGUGUGGGGCUUCUUGGGCCAGAGGUGCCUGAGAUGAAUCUGCCCCAUAAAACCUCAGCUCAGCGGGUUCAAUUGGUGCAGCUCCUUAGAAAAGAGAGAGGUCCUUGCCAAGGUUAUUCCACUAACAGGGCACAGGCUAAGUUCAUAAAUUAUUGUGGUUUAUUUCCCACCAGCUCCUCUCGUGAUCCUAAUGUUUACAUUUUUAUGCAGCUGUGUAGAGCAGUGACAAGGGAGGAGGUCACCCCUUACUUUAAAUGAGUGGCAGCUCUUCAGCCAAGUCCACCCACGGGGUAACUUCCAGGGCAUCCUUGUGAUGCCUGGGGGUUGAUUUGGCUGAACACAGGCACCGAUUUAUUGCCUUUGAACACCUGCAUGUCUUCAAGAGGAUGUGUACAAUUUGUACAAGGUACAAUCUUGCAACAGAAAAUAUCUUGCACCUUGCUGCAAACCCAGAGGAAAGACCAAAAACACUUGCUGAGUGUAUUUUGAACCUUCCCACUCAAUUCCACCCAGUUACAUUCUAACUCAGCCAGAUAUUUUCUGUAUAUUAUGUUUUCCCGCUUCUCUGUUUUACAAAACAAAUGAGGGAAAGUGAACGGUAGCCAGGUUUAAACAACCAUUUCCCUGGAGCUGCUCCAAAAGGUGGUGACACACUGACUAAGCACAAUAAGCUCUUGUAGCUCUCCUCCCACGUGUGAGAAGAUGACUGUGGGCUGCAGUAGCAUGAACUGGAUCUCACACUGGAGUCGAUGGAAAUGCUUUCUCUGAUGUAACUGGCAGUCUGGGAUGCCAGUGACACCCAGAAAUAUUUACACACUGCAAGUAGUCCCUUCACAAAGGGGUUGAUGCUCAGGUACAGAGUUAACUGGAAUAAAACUGUUCUCAGUUCAGCAGUUUCUCAUAAGCUACACUCAGUAUGGUGUUGUCAGUGAAGGAGACUUCAGUUUUGCUGGUUGUUUUGAGGGUUUUUAUAGACCUUGCUCGGCUGGCACGUGACUGGGAGCUGUUUCCUGUCAUUUCUUUCUCAUACAAUCCUCCCUUGAUCAGGUGCAAACAAGUCAAAGGCCCCAUUACGGGAACUCCGUAGCUUGGUCUAUGUUUUUCUUCCCAGGAACUGAUGCUUUAAAAAAUAAACAUCGUUUUGCAAACA